AUGGACUGGAUUCCUAUGGACGGUUCGUUCAGUAAAGGUUCACCAUCAGCAACUUUCACAGCAGCUUAUACACCAAUUAACGUUAAAAGCAUUUGGGCUUUAUUUAGGAAGAAUGAUAAUUAUAUCGUGAAUUUCGAAAAUCCUCAAUUUGAAACCCUUCAAUUAUCAAUGGGCGCUUAUGGAAGUAUGCCAGCUGAACCAGAGAGCUCUUACGGUCCGGUGUUCUAUGAAAUGGUUGCUAAUGCAUGCAAUACAAAUAACGAUAUGAUAGGAUUUAAUGAAGAUGUGAUGAGGUCGUUAAUUGAUGAUGGAAGCGUUAAACAUUUAUAUGAAUCAUACGAUAACACUCAUUUCCUCUGUGGAUUCCCUACGGAAACUGAUUUCACAUUUCAACAGGGUCAAACAUCAACGGCACCAAUUACAUAUAAAUUAGGUGUUAAAGCUGAUGAUACAAAUAUAAGCGAAAAAUACACUGUCAAACCUUUAUUAGGAUUUCUUAGAAAUGCUUGUUUCGCUAUUCAAGUCAGACCAGCUGGCAUUCCUGCUGUUAGAAUUGAUGAUUAUAAUUUAGCUGCUGAUGGAGGUGAAGAGUAA
Trichomonas vaginalis G3 is the source of this 594-nucleotide messenger RNA. RefSeq lists its product as uncharacterized. The transcript has a single exon. Bases 1 to 594 code for a protein of 197 amino acids. NCBI's taxonomy places the organism in Eukaryota, Parabasalia, Trichomonadida, Trichomonadidae. The record is from RefSeq and is a predicted model, not a curated record.